Messenger RNA from Phasianus colchicus (ring-necked pheasant), 4128 nucleotides. RefSeq names its product COP9 signalosome subunit 3 (gene COPS3). Gene Ontology annotation, biological process: ubiquitin-dependent protein catabolic process. The record is from RefSeq and is a predicted model, not a curated record. Gene Ontology annotation, cellular component: COP9 signalosome. Lineage: Eukaryota; Metazoa; Chordata; Aves; Galliformes; Phasianidae.
CGCCCCUUCCCUCCCUCCCCCCUCGCAGACGCCCGCCCCGCCCCUCCCGUAGCGCGCGCGGCCGCGCCGCCAGCCGCCAAGAUGGCGUCGGCGCUGGAGCAGUUCGUUAACAGCGUCCGGCAGCUCUCGGCCCAAGGGCAAAUGACCCAGCUUUGUGAGCUGAUCAAUAAAAGUGGAGAACUGCUAGCAAAAAACCUCUCCCAUCUGGAUACAGUGCUUGGUGCCCUGGAUGUGCAGGAACACUCGUUAGGAGUUCUUGCUGUCUUGUUUGUGAAGUUUUCUAUGCCCAGCAUCCCCGACUUCGAAACAUUAUUCUCACAGGUGCAGCUCUUCAUCAGUACUUGUAAUGGGGAGCACAUUAGAUAUGCAACAGACACUUUUGCUGGCCUGUGCCACCAGUUAACAAAUGCCCUUGUGGAGAGAAAGCAGCCCCUGCGAGGAAUUAGCAUUCUCAGACAAGCCAUAGACAAGAUGCAGAUGAACACAAACCAGCUGACCUCAAUACAUGCAGAUCUCUGCCAGCUCUGUUUGUUAGCAAAAUGCUUUAAACCUGCCCUCCCAUAUCUAGAUGUGGACAUGAUGGAUAUUUGUAAAGAAAAUGGGGCAUACGAUGCAAAGCACUUUUUAUGUUAUUACUACUAUGGUGGGAUGAUAUACACUGGGCUAAAGAACUUUGAAAGAGCACUCUACUUCUAUGAACAGGCAAUAACUACUCCAGCCAUGGCAGUUAGUCAUAUUAUGUUGGAAUCAUAUAAAAAGUAUAUUCUAGUUUCUUUGAUACUACUUGGCAAAGUUCAACAGCUACCAAAAUAUACUUCCCAGAUAGUUGGUAGGUUCAUUAAGCCCCUUAGCAAUGCUUACCAUGAAUUAGCACAAGUUUAUUCUACCAAUAAACCCUCGGAGCUUCGAAAUCUGGUGAACAAACACAGUGAAACAUUCACAAGGGACAACAAUAUGGGGCUGGUUAAGCAAUGCUUGUCAUCUCUCUACAAAAAGAAUAUUCAGAGGCUAACCAAGACAUUUUUAACAUUGUCAUUACAAGACAUGGCAAGUCGAGUUCAGUUGUCAGGGCCCCAAGAAGCAGAAAAGUACGUCCUCCACAUGAUAGAAGAUGGUGAAAUCUUUGCAAGUAUUAAUCAGAAGGAUGGUAUGGUCUGUUUCCACGAUAAUCCUGAGAAGUAUAACAAUCCAGCUAUGCUUCAUAACAUUGAUCAGGAGAUGCUGAAAUGUAUAGAGCUUGAUGAACGACUGAAAGCCAUGGAUCAAGAGAUCACUGUGAACCCUCAGUUUGUGCAGAAGAGUAUGGGCUCUCAAGAAGAUGACUCAGGGACCAAACCAUCCAGUUAUUCCUGAAAUUAAUGUUGCUCACUACUCCGCUUUCAAGUAAAAGCUUAAGAGAAUCACGCCUGGAAUAGGGCAUUGAGGAGUUCCAUGAAGAGAGCAGAGAGAACUGAGCUUUGCUUUUCACCUGGACAUUGAGAAAAUAAAAGAACACCCUCUCAGUACUGUAUAAUUUCAGAAAUAUUCUCCGCAAAGAAAAAGGAAAUCUCAAAAGAAACCUAAAAGUCUGUUGUGGAUUUAUUUAUCUUCAGAUUAACAUCGUUAAUGCAUUAAAUAAUCUACCUUUUGUUUUAAAGGUUUUGAAUGUUGCUGUGUUUCUGUAGCAGUCCUUUUUCCUCCUCUGCAGGAAAAAAAAAAAGUGUUAUUCAGGGAAGAAUGCGAACUAGCAUUGGUUCAUUUACAAGAUAAUUACUGUUCAUUUUGUAUUUAAAUUUGGCUCGAAGGGCAGAUAUAUGUACGGUGGGGGGGAGAGGGGUGGAGCUUAAGUAAAAUUCUCUACAUCAUAAUUUGCAUUACUUAGUGUAGUUGGCUGCUGUCUCAAAUGAUGAAAUAAGAACCAUGUUCUUCUUGAAAGGUAUUAACAAGUCCUUGGUAGGUGGCUGCUGAAAAGCGAAAUUUGCCUUAGGGAAACCAUACAUGAGAGCUGUUUUGAUUUUAAACUUCUGGUACAAAAUACUUCCUAAUAACGUUUGCUCUUGGAUCAAAUUUACUAGGCCUAAACAAGGAUAAUUGGAAGACCUGGGUGUUCUGGAGGAUGCUGGCUAUCAAGUUGUUCACGCUGAAAGAAGUUUAAAUUUUUGUUCCUAUACAAUCAGCAUGAAGGUAUUCAAUACGCUACUGUUUUUCUGUGGUGGAAAUCAGUUCUAAGUGAAGGCCGUGCUAUAGAUCCUUUCUUUGUUUCUAAAAAUGAUUCUUCUUGAUGGAAUUCUAUACAACUCAUAAAAAACAGUUUUAUUUGGAUCUAACUUGCUGGAAUGACAUCUAGUUAUUAAUUCACUAUUUCAAACAAAUAGAUUUUUGUUGGAUUCUUUAAGGGUUUCACUUCUUAAAUCAAUGGGAUUUUUAUUUUUCUGUAGCUCUCGCGUAUCUGAAGAUUCUGACUGUUCAAACACCUUUGAGAUACUUCACAUCAGUGCAAAUCUCCUACUAUCAGGCAUACAUAAACCUGUCAUCAAGGCAGAAUGUGUGAAGCUCAGCAUCUACUGCUUCCUGCUUAAACAUCUGAAUAGGAGCUGCUUGCUACUGCUAACCUGCCAGCUUUUGUCAGGUGUCAAAGUGGGAGCAAAGCAUUUCUGGCUCUUGCCGUGUUAAAUUUGUCUGUAUUGAGGUCACCCGUGGUUGAAAAUAACCCAUUUGUGCUUCCAGUGCAGAUACAGAACUGUUGGGGUUUUCAUUUAAAACUGGUCUCUUAAUUCUAGCAGAGCCUCUGUGGCAGUGGUACGCUUUCUAGAAGACAACUGUGUUGUUCUCUAGGUGGCAAAUGAAGUUUUUAAAAGCAUAAAAUAGCAAUUUAGUAGUGAACACAGCAUAAGUCCAUAGUGUUAGUUGUUCACCAUUGAGAAUUUGUGCUUCCUAUCACUGACUUCCAUAUUUAAAGGCAAAUUUUACACCUAAACUCGCCUUACUGGUCUUGUAAUUAAAUAUAUUUAUGAUUUUUAGUGUGUUUUUUUUUUUUUCCCUAGUUAAUCCUGCAGUGAUUUCAGUGCUGAAAAUGCUUAUGCAACUUUUUGCUCUGGUACUGUAGAAGUGUUAAAAGCUGAUGAGCUGUGCUGUGGGCUCAGGCACGAAGCUGGGUUAUGGAAAUGUUUACAAUUGUGUGCAGUAGAGUACUGCAAAUGACUAAUCCUAAACUGCCAUGUAAACAGAAAUGGUGAUGGCUCACAUUUCAUUGCCAAAGGCUCACCUGCCAGGAGAAGAAUGUAUGCAGAAUGCUUUCAUGAAGCCUGAGAAGAACCAGAAAUGUUCUCUCUGCAGUGGCUGAGCUUUUGUAUUGCUGGUUCCUAUUAGUAAGUGUGGACAUUCUGAGAGCUGGUAAAUGGCUUUAUAUCUGUGGAAUUACAAGCAAAUUAGUAGAUGCACCUGGCAAAUAGCAGCUAUUUCCUUUGUUUCUUUUCAUAACGUAGGUAAAAUAAACUGAUACUGCACAUCAAAAGGGAUGGUAGACAGAUGUAUGUAGUAUUUUCAAAUGAUAUAUGACACUAUUUUUCUUAAUCUGUUUUUUUAUAGAGGCACAUUUUUAGUUGCUGUUGGAAAAUUUGAAGUCAGGUCCCACCUGUAGGAAGUAUUCACCAAAAGUGCUUUGGGGAAGGGCUUUUUAAAUAAUGGUUUGAUUAAAUGCAUAAGGUCUAGCGUCUGCAUGUCUCGAGAUGCUGUUGAAAUUAAGUCAGAUUUUUAAUGAAGAAGCUCCUUCAAGUCUUGGAACUAAUUGCAUGGACUGUGGUGAGCUGAGAUGCUUUGAGAACACUUGAGCUUUCUGGUUUUAAUUUGUAUUUAUUGCAAGGAAGGACUCUUGAUCAAAUGUAAGAACACUGUGUGCUAUGCUUCUCUGAAGUUCAGACUCUCAGAAGGCCUGUGGCUAGUUCUUCCCAUUGUGCAUGGCCAGAAGAUGUGCUCACAAAAUCCUGAGUGCAUGCUUUAUAUCUAACUCAUAAUUUCAUGCAUCAUAAUUUGCAAAGAGAGAAAGUGCAGCUCUGAAGGGAGCCCUAGACUUGCAACUACAGUUCUUAGCCACAGGAGGGGGGUCCAGUUCAGUCAUGCUUAGCUGGUAAUAAAAUGAUGUGGAAGUUU